AUGGGCGGGGCCGCCGGCGCCCGGGGCAGUGUGGAGUUCAGGUCGCUGCCGCCGGGCGGCGGGCCUGGCCCGCAGCGGCGCCCGGAGGGCCCCGCCACCAAGUUCUCGGCCUGCCAGAGGCUGCUGCAGGACGAGGACGUGGUUUUCGUCCAUGAGCGGCUGCGCAAUGGCAAGUCCGGCCCCGCGUGGUCACUCUACUGCGUGUGCGACGGCCAUGGCGGCACCGAGGCGGCGAACCACGUGCGGGCGCGCCUCUGGAAGACGCUGGGCCCGCGGCUGCCCGAGUCGCCGCUGCCGGAGAUGGACAGCCCAGACUUUGAACAAUUCGCACUGAAAAUCAGGACGGCGAUGGUCAACACUUUUGUCAAGAUCGGCGAAAAGUUCGUCAUCGAGACGUGCGAAGAUAAAUCCGGCGCAGCCAUGACCGUCACCCUACUGUGUGGCCGUCUGCUGACCGUGGCGAACGUGGGAGAUGCAGACGCAGUGGUGGACACCGGCACGGAGUCCUUCAUGGCGACCGUGAACCACAGCAUCCAGUCCAACGAGGCCGAGCGCAAGCGACUGGCUGCGGCUGGCGCCCACCUGGCGUCUGCUGCUCCUUCAGACACUACCAGACCAGCGGGACCAGAGGAGGAGGGCCAGGGUCCCAUCAGAUGCUGGCCGGGAGGCUCGACGCUUUCCAGGUCCAUUGGAGACGUCGAGGCUGGGGAGCACGUCCUUGCUUGUCCGCACGUCUUUCAGAUGGCCCUGCCCAGGAGCGGCGCGAGGGUGCUGAUGGGGUCCAGCGGCCUGUGGAGCCUCAUCGGCUGGAAGAAAGCCACGCAGGUGGCGCGGCGGGCGCCGAUCGACGUCGCCGCCUCCAAGGUCGUGGAUUGGGCCAUCAAGUCCGGCAAGGGCGCGAUCCAGUACGACACGAGCGCCGUGGUCGUGGACGCGAUGCCCCAGGAGGCCUGGGGCUUCCCCAGCCUGGUGCGGCACAGGGCCGCCGAGAGGCGGGCCAAGUACCUGUGCGGCUGCCGCUGCGCCUUCGGCAAGGCCGACAGGCUGGGCUCCCUUCGGUUGGAGGUCGGCUGCGACGGCUCCCAGAUCGUGGCCCACAUCGACGGCCGCCUGCUCGUGUCGGAGCCCGAGGAGUCGCCCCUCAGGGACAGCUUCUCCAGCCUGGCUGAGAUCACCUGCGGGGGGUUCGAUGGGGAGGGGGACAGUUCCACGCCGCGGACGAGGACCCCUGGAAGGCGGUCCGCCGGGUACUCCCAGUCCCAGCGGAAUAGCUGCUCCUCGAGGCGGGACUCCCAGGAGGGCUCCCGGAGGCCGUACGCGCCCGGCACGCCGGUGGACGUCGCGUCGCUGCCGGAGCGGCACUCAAACGGCUGGAUGGAGACCUUUAGGCCCAGGGCGAACCCAGCGCCGUUCGCGUUCUUCGACCCUCUGCCGCAGGCGCCGACGGUCAGGGCCAGGGAGCUGCCCACGCCCUUCGCGCUCGCAGACCAGCUGCCACCCACACCGCGCAGGCACUCGGAGUCGACCAGGCAGCGCGGCGCGCAGCAGCCGUUCGUCUUUCACGGCCAGCUGCCGGCCGUGGCGCCCCUGGUGGGGCCCGAGGGCCCGGGCGGCCUCAGGAGAACGAAAUCCGCGAGGGAGUCCGUGGAGCUGGCGCCGGGGACCUGGGGCCCCCUGGCGGCGGUCUCCCAGGAGGUGUUCUCAUUCCAGGACGCGCGGCUGGGCAGGGACGCGUCCCUGUCCCCGUACGGGGGCGCGGUCAACCGGGCAUGCCGAUCGACAUCGGAGGAGAGGGGAAGUUACGCCGUCGGCAGGCCAGCAUGGAUGCUGCCCUUCGCGCUGCAGUGCGAGGCGGGCGGUCUCAGGAGGCCGAUGUCCGCGACGGGGGCGGCCGAGGGGGGGCCGUUCUGUCAGGGCGGCCCCUCCUGCCGGCCAAGGGAGUUGCUCGGCGCCGGACGGUUCCCAGGGCGUGGGGCGUCCCCGGAAAGGCGUUCGAAUGAUCAUCGCGCAUCCACGGAGAGGCAAUCAGGUGAUCGUCGUGCGUCCCCGGAGCUGCGCCAGCACGGUGAGGCGAGGAGCGCAGGCCCCUUGUCGUUGGCGAACGCGAGGCCCAACUCGUGUGCCAGCCGGAUACCCGGGCGCGUGGUGCCGUUCACGAUGCGACCCUCGGAAGGGGAGCCAGGUGGGGACGUGCCGGACGGGGCCUUCAACAGGGACGGCUGGGAGGUGCCCAUGCACUCGCAGGCCUUCCGCAACCUGCUCCUGCAGGCUUCGGUGCUGCUGGGGAGGGACCAGGGAAUGGGCAGUCCAUUCGAGGGCUCCGCGGCCGGGUACUUCCCCAUGCGGUCGAUCACCGUGGACGAUGCCCUGUCGGACGCCGCUGCUCCCAAUCAGACGCUGCCGUUUCCACGGCCUUUCGACGGGGAUGUCGGGGGCGUCAUGCGCAGGGGCCGUCAGAUGGGUCUCCUCACAAGUCCCCAGGGUGAAGCGGAUUGCCGAGUGCAGAGGCUGUCCGAGAGAUGA
Ostreobium quekettii is the source of this 2523-nucleotide messenger RNA. The record is from the annotation of a GenBank genome assembly. Lineage: Eukaryota; Viridiplantae; Chlorophyta; Ulvophyceae; Bryopsidales; Ostreobiaceae.